AUGGUCUUUGUCGAUAGUGACCUACACUGUGCUGGAGCAACGAGCCAUGGCAGCCUCAAUGCUCGCACCAGGCCCAUCAAGGGAAUCUUGAAGAACAAUUCUAUGGCUUCCUGGCAGUGGCCUUCCAUUGAAGGGCCCUUCGGGACCUUUGAAGAGAAGCUGGGUAAAAAGUCCCAGAAGUGGGAUGAAGUGAACAUCCUGGCAAUAUAUCAUCCAGCUAACAAAGACUAUGGUUUAAUGAAAAUAGGUAAGCCAAACACUCUAUACCGCAAUACAGUAGCUGACUAUGAUGAUUCUGAUAAUGAUUCAGAAGUCAAUGAAAUCAUGAAUCCAGAUUUCUUAACUAAGAAAUUAGCUGUUGAUGAAGCCUCUGAGCCAACAAAUGUGAUUCUAGAACAAGAAAGUAGCGGGGAGAAAGAUGAUGAAGAGCUAGAAAAGAAGCAGCAGUUUGACAUGAAAAGGAAACUUCACUACAACGAACGACUAAAUAUUAAAUUAGCCAGACUUUUGAUUUCAAAACAGCUACAAGAUGAUGACAAAGAUGGAAUGUCGAUGACUACAAACCGAGACAGCAUAAAUAUUGAAGAGUCGAGUCAAGGAUCGACUGAACGUGACCACCUGCAACAGGAAUCACAAAGUUCUUAAAAGGAAUGUGAUCAACUAAACAGUCAUUUGUCAAAUACAAACCUUGUUAUUAUAGUACACUGCUUCUUGUUCUCUACAAUUCCUAACUUACUUGAC
Messenger RNA from Rattus rattus (black rat), 741 nucleotides. RefSeq names its product protein phosphatase inhibitor 2-like. The record is from RefSeq and is a predicted model, not a curated record. Lineage: Eukaryota; Metazoa; Chordata; Mammalia; Rodentia; Muridae. Gene Ontology annotation, molecular function: protein phosphatase inhibitor activity. Gene Ontology annotation, biological process: regulation of signal transduction.